UUAAGGCGGCUUUUAUUUCACAAAACGACCAUGGAGAACAUGCUACUCUCUAAGGGAAGGAAACGGCCAUCCUCCCUCCCGCAUGCAGAUGGGCCUCCAGGGAGAGCAAUCCGGGCAGCGCAAUCACAGCCGGAGAGCAGUACCUCUUGCUGAACCUUCCAGCCGAGCGCAUUGGGCGGGUGCGACGGCGCGUGCGCAGACCCAGCGAUGGUCGGCUCCGCCCGGCGCCCACUAUUUAUUCCCAGAAUCCCUCGGUGUCACACCAGAACGGCCCAACCGUUCCGAGACUGCGGAGUCAGGCGCGGCGGCGUCAAGAUGGCGGCAGCGGCAGUGGCGGCGGCGGCAGCAGCGGCCGCGGCUGCAUCUCUUCAGGUGCUGGAGAUGGAGAGUAUGGAGACGGCCGCCGCCGGCUCGGCGGGGCUUGCCGCCGAAGUCAGAGGCAGUGGCACAGUGGACUUCGGGCCCGGGUCCGGUUUGUCUGCAAUGGAGGCGAGUGGGGGCGAUCCGGGCCCGGAGGCCGAGGAUUUCGAGUGCAGCUCUCACUGCUCGGAGCUGUCGUGGAGGCAGAACGAGCAGCGGCGCCAGGGCCUCUUCUGCGACAUUACCUUAUGCUUCGGCGGUGCCGGAGGCCGGGAGUUCCGGGCCCACCGCUCGGUGCUGGCCGCCGCCACCGAGUACUUCACACCCCUGCUCUCCGGCCAGUUUUCCGAGUCCCGCUCCGGCCGGGUGGAGAUGCGCAAGUGGAGCUCGGAGCCCGGGCCCGAACCCGACACGGUGGAAGCCGUUAUCGAAUAUAUGUACACCGGGCGCAUCCGCGUCAGCACGGGCAGUGUGCACGAGGUGCUGGAGCUGGCCGACAGGUUCCUAUUAAUUCGUUUAAAAGAAUUUUGUGGGGAAUUUCUCAAGAAAAAACUUCACCUCUCUAAUUGUGUGGCCAUUCAUAGCUUAGCUCACAUGUACACCCUAAGCCAGCUUGCUCUCAAAGCUGCCGAUAUGAUACGGAGAAAUUUCCACAAAGUGAUUCAGGAUGAGGAAUUUUAUACUUUGCCUUUCCAUCUCAUUCGAGACUGGCUGUCGGACUUGGAGAUUACGGUUGAUUCCGAGGAGGUUCUGUUCGAAACAGUUUUGAAGUGGGUUCAGAGAAAUGCUGAAGAGAGAGAGAGGUACUUUGAAGAACUUUUUAAACUGCUCAGGUUGUCCCAGAUGAAACCUACUUACCUUACUCGUCAUGUCAAACCAGAGAGGCUGGUGGCCAAUAAUGAGGUGUGCGUCAAGUUAGUGGCCGAUGCGGUGGAGAGGCAUGCUCUGAGGGCCGAGAAUAUCCAGUCUGGCACAUUCCAGCAUCCCGCUUCUCACGUCUCAUUGUUACCUCGCUAUGGACAAAACAUGGACGUGAUCAUGGUCAUUGGCGGCGUGUCGGAAGGAGGGGACUACCUGAGUGAGUGUGUGGGGUAUUUUGUUGAUGAGGACAGAUGGGUAAACUUACCCCAUAUUCAUAAUCACCUUGAUGGACAUGCGGUUGCAGUAACAGAAUCCUACGUGUAUGUUGCUGGGUCAAUGGAACCAGGUUUUGCUAAAACUGUGGAAAGGUAUAACCCAAAUUUGAAUACAUGGGAACAUGUUUGUAGUCUGAUGACACGGAAGCAUUCUUUUGGGCUAACAGAAGUCAAAGGGAAGCUCUACAGUAUUGGAGGACAUGGCAACUUUAGUCCUGGCUUUAAAGAUGUGACUGUUUAUAAUCCUGAGCUCGAUAAAUGGCACAACUUGGAAUCGGCACCAAAGAUUCUUCGAGAUGUGAAAGCCCUGGCCAUCGAAGACCGGUUUGUCUACAUUGCUGCUCGCACUCCCGUGGAUCGGGACACUGAGGAUGGACUAAAGGCUGUCAUUACUUGCUAUGAUACCGAGACUCGACAGUGGCAAGAUGUGGAAUCUUUGCCCCUUAUUGACAAUUACUGCUUUUUCCAAAUGUCCGUGGUCAAUUCAAACUUCUAUCAGACAGCUUCAUGUUGUCCCAAGAGUUAUGCUUUAGAAAAUGAAGAGGCAGUAAGAAAAAUUGCCAGCCAAGUUUCUGAUGAGAUCCUUGAAAGCUUACCUCCAGAAGUCCUAAGCAUCGAAGGGGCAGCCAUUUGCUAUUACAAAGAUGACGUUUUCAUUAUUGGAGGCUGGAAAAACAGUGAUGACAUUGAUAAACAGUAUCGGAAGGAAGCCUACCGAUACUGUGCAGAGAGAAAGAGGUGGAUGCUUCUUCCUCCCAUGCCACAGCCUCGUUGUAGAGCCACUGCCUGCCACGUGAGAAUUCCAUACCGGUACUUGCAUGGCACUCAGAGAUAUCCCAUGCCUCAAAACUUAAUGUGGCAGAAGGACCGCAUCAGACAGAUGCAGGAAAUACAUCGGCAUGCCCUAAACAUGCGGCGAGUGCCCAGCUCGCAGAUAGAAUGCUAGCUUCUCUAUUACGUGCAGCUUAAAACAGUUGUACCUGUUCCGUGAGGCUGAAGAUUCCCAGACUGUUACUUGAAAAAGUAUGUCGGUAACUUAUUUUCUACAUGAACUGAUUAUCGCCCCAUAUAAAGGAAAUACAGUUAAAAACUGAAGAAUGGGAAAGUCGAUUCAAUACGUGGUAAUUUUUGUUGGUUUGUAGUCUUCACCUGUCUUUGGUUUGUAUGUGUGUGCUAGCUAAAUAAGAUCUUAUUAAAGAUAAGUGGAAACACCAGGUAUCUAGUUACUUGGCUGUUUUUCUGCCAACAAGUUAAUAUGACUCCUUUGUCUUAGGGACUUAUGUUUUGAACAUGCUUUAAGCACCAGUUUUAUUUGCACAUUUACUUUGGUCAUCUUUUUCAUUUUUUCCUGAAUGGUUGGUUUUGACAAGAUCAGAAUUUAUGCAUUGAGUCCUCAUCUAUAGGAGGUAUGUGCAAUAAUAGUAAGAUUGAAAUUUGAAGGAAAAAGCACAAUAUUUCAGCAAGACGAUUUCAGAAUGUUUGUAUUGAUAAGUUGAUGUAUUUGUUUAUUUUAGAAAUGCUCUUUUAUUUCUAGAAGAGUUGAUUGAGAAAUUUGUGAUUGGCCUAUGCAUUUUUUGAGUAUUUUUCAUUUCUUUAGCAACUGUGUUACAAACUUCAAGCCAUCACUUUGAGAUAAUGGUAGUUGGCAAGACUGUUGAUCCUUAGCUGAUUGAUUGAAUACAGAGGAAGUUAUAUCUGUGAAAUUUGUUUCUCCGAGAAGACAAGUAUUAUUAGUCUAAAGUAAGAAAUCAAAGGCAUUGAAAAACUUAAAAACACUUUUCAGGAGUUGCAGGCUUACUUUGAACAAGUUAACGAGUGUAAAUAAUGCCUAGGACAAUCGACACUCAAUGCCUUCAAUUUUAAAUUUUGCUCUAAUGCAUAUUGUAUGAAAUCCUCAUUCCUUUCUAAAGGGGGCUGUUUUCAAAGGGGAGGAAAGUAACAAUUUAGAGAACUGUUGCUGAGGAGAAGCCUUAUUAUUUCUCAGCCCAGGUUAUUUUGUUUUAUCCAGUUGCCCUAGACUUUCAUUGGAACUUUGCCAGAGCCUAAAAUACUAUAUUUGGGUGCAUAAUUAUGGCUCUUAAAGUUUAUCACUAUGGUUACCUUUUAUUUAUUUUUCAUUUUUACUUUUUUUGUCUGUACCCGCAGCAUACAAAAAUUCCUGGGGCGGGGAUCAAACUCACACCACAGCAGCAACCCAAGCUACAGCAAUGACAAUACCAGAUCCUUAACCCACUGCACCACCAGGGAACUCCUGGAUACCUUUUUUUUUUUUUUUUUUUUUUCAUUUUUAUUUUUUGGCCAUGCCUAAGGCGUGCGGAAGUUCCCAGGCCAGGGAUCAAACCCACACCACAGCUGUGACAAUGCCAGAUUCUUAACCUGCUGCACCACCAGGAAACUCCCUGGUUAUCUUUUAUACAUUCUUCUGAUCCUCUUAUCGGUACCCAAAUUUUAUGCAAAUUAGCACUUAUGUUGACUUUUAGCAUCGGUAAGCAUAAUUGACUCCUACUCUAAUGGUUUCCCUUGUGGAUUCAGUAUACUUUCCUUGUUUCUUUCAGAAUGUCUCUACCUUCUUAGACAUUCUGGAAUACCAUUCUAGAAGUUGAAUUCCAAGUGCAGUGAUUUUUUUUUUCUUCCCAGUCCAUUAUAGUUAAUCUUAUUAGUUGGAGCAAACAUCAAGAGAAAAAAGUACAACCAGAAAUUUUGGCUCUCAAGGUGCUGCAGGACUAUUAAUGUUUAGGCCUUGGAUGUUAUACUAAGAACUUCCUGAAACUUCAAAUUGAUAUCCUUAUCUAAGACAAAGUUUUUCAAUAAAUGUGUUGGAAAUUACUUUAAAACCAGUUAAUUUAGGCAUCCCCGUCAUGGCUCAGUGGUUAACGAAUCCGACUAGGAACCACAAGGUUGCAGGUUCGAUCCCUGGCCUUGCUCAGUGGUUUAAGGAUCCAGCAUUGCCGUGAGCUGUGGUGUAGGUCGCAGAUGAGGCUCGGAUCCCAAGUGGCUGUAGCGUAGGCCGGCAGCUGUAGCUCCGAUUGGACCCCUAACCUGGGAACCUCCAUAUGCCAAGGGCGUGGCCCUAGAAAAAGACAAAAAAAAAAACCCCACAAACCAGUUAAUUUAGGCCAGGGUAGGAGUGGGAUACUGCAAGUCUGUGUGUGAGGAGAUGUUACCCUACCCCACCUCUACCAUUUUCUUAAUUUGCAUUUUAUUUUAAUAAAAGCCAUUUAGAUUCUGAGACGUGCUAAUUCUUAGUUGUGAGAGGUCUAUGCAAGUAAGACAGAAAGCUCAUUGAAUGAAAUCCUCAUUUCUGUCUCUGAUAGAUAUGCUAGCAAACUCCUUUUCUUAGUGGUGUUGAAAUAAUUUAGUAGCUCACUAAGGUGCCAGUUUCUCUCCAGAAAGGUGUGAUGUAAGGUUUUUGAUUGUCUUGUUUGAGAGGGGGUGGGAUGGGGGUAGGUCUCAGUUGUCUUCUGAGAUAGUCAUUACCAAGUUAUUUGCAGGGUGUCUUUUUUUCACACGAUGUGGCAGGUAUAAUCUGGUUUUGAAAACAUGAUUGAAACUGUUGUUUUUUAACUCAGCAGGCAGCCUAGGCCAUGGCUGGGAAGAAAAGGGUAAGUCCUUCCUUGCAUGAUGAUGUGGGCAGGGUUCCUGACUACUGGAUUCCUAAUUUUCAUAUUUGAAUUCACAUGUGUGAUUUCACAUCAAUAACUUGUGUUUCUGAAAUAUCCCAACUAACUUGUUAAUAAGGAAAGAAACCAGGUUUGCUUAAAUCUGUUCAAGGCUGACAUUCUGAAAUUCUAAACUGGGAAUAUAACUUCCCAGAGUAUUUGGAAAGGUUCUGGUUUUAAUGAUCAUCCUAAAAUGGCUCUUUGGGAAAGACAUUUCCUCCUUGAUGAAAACUUAUAAAAGACGUUAAAAAUAUAGCUUUAAAAAGACAGCUUAAUGUGUAUUCAGGCAAACCUUUUUCUGUUGUUGCUUUUUUUUUGUUUUGUAGAAGGAAAAGAGAAGAAUUGAUUAUACCAAAAAGUAGUAACUCUGCAUAGCUUUGAGUGAGCCUGCUUUUAUCUUAGAGUGGAUCUCCUUGAACUAUACCUACACCACCACGGUUUAAAAAAAAAAAAAAAAAUCAGUGUGUAUAUUGAGAAUGUCAGUCAUGAGCUUAGUGUUUAAGUAAUACAUCUCACCUGGAGUUGUUUGCAUGAUUAGUCUUGUGUAUCUUGAUAUUCAACUUUGCUUUUGCUGUGCCAAUUCGAAACUAUUUUGCUAAAAACAAAGAAACAACAAAUCUCAAAAUUCAUUGGCAUCAGUUUUGUUGUAAUCACUUGUUUUUGUAUAGUGUUUCUGGGACCAAAAAAAAUUUUGAAAUCUUUUUUAAUGUAGAAUAGAAGUUUGGAGCUGGAAAGAUAGUAUUUAUGGAAGAUUUGUGUGCUUUUGUAUAUUAAACUCUUCAGGCUGCUGGUAAGGCAGUUGCUAAGGCACACUUUUUUCCUCUUUAUGUUUGUGGACUAGUGUAGCAUGUGGUAUGUUUAAAUACUUCAUUCUCUGCUUCAUAAUUCUAAUACGAACAUUAUGCCAUAUUAUAGGUAGAGAGGUAAGCCAAAUUGUAUAUUUUAGUUACUUGGCCUAAUCAAGCGUAACCAAAGGGAUGUUUUUUGUACUUGCCUCACAUUAAGCUUGAAUAAAAAGGGUGUAUCAGCCACAUUUCAUGUCUUUUUCCAAAUAUGUAGAAUUGUGAAGCAAGUUCUCUGCCUACACUAGAAAAAUAGGAUAUUUAUUGGUUGCCUUUUAACUGGAGAGUAUUUGAGAACCAAUCUGAUCUCUCCUUUUUUAAUUGUUAAACAUUUUGGUACAGUUCAUCACUCCAGUUUGUGACUUUCUCCAGAAGAGUCUAUUUUUGUUUUUGUUACAAUGCUUACAUUAUAACGUGUUUUGGUCAUUGGAAACAAGACGGCUCAUAGUCCAGUGAUGUAAUACAAUAAUAGUAACAUAAUAUAGUAGUCAUUUUGCUUCAAGGAAUUUAAUUAGAUAGCCAAAUAACUGCUCUUUGUUGAUUACCUUUGUAGGGCUUUUGUCUUACUCUAUAUGGCAUUACUGCGAAUGUCUGACCGUGAAGCACAUACAAUAGAGCACUUGUUAACUUAAGCCUCCUGCAUAAUGCACUUGUGAAAAGUAGUGCUUGCUACAUGGUUGGAGAUCUUACAUCCAUGUACUAGGGCUCAUUAUUUGUAAAAUAAAUAUUUAGUUCAAGUUGGUACCAGUGAGUUUUCUGGGCUAGCAGUAUCCAGCCCGUUUUACUGCAAGCAUAAUCUUGACUGUCUCCCUUUAGGUCAGAGGAGAUGUAGAAUUUAGGACACUUUGAGACAUGACAUUAUACAAUAGCUUGUUUUAUGUUCCUCAGGCUAUCUUGUUCUGUGUUAAAGCUACUAAUUGUUUCAGUGUGAGUUUUAAAUAAACGUAUUUCUUUAGAGCUGA
Molecule: messenger RNA, 6959 nt
Organism: Sus scrofa (pig)
Lineage: Eukaryota; Metazoa; Chordata; Mammalia; Artiodactyla; Suidae
Gene: KLHL11
Product: kelch like family member 11
Molecular function (GO): protein binding
Source: RefSeq, a predicted model, not a curated record